UAUAUAUAAUACACACAGAUAUCCGAUUUGCAAACAACGCUCUCACUCUCGUCACUCACUGAAAAUCAUAGUCAAACUCGUUUUCCUCUCUUCUCCAAUGGCUGGUGCAAUGUUAAAGAAGGUCAACAAGAUUUGCCAAAUCGUGCAGCUGAAGCAGGUCAUGAAGCGCUGGAAGAAAAUCAGCCACCGCCCCCUCAACGACCCGGAACACCCGCCCUCUGGCUGCUUCUCCGUCCUCGUCGGCUACGAACAGCAGCCUUUCGCCGUCCCUGUGCUUUUCCUCAACCUCCCCGUCUUCGACGGCCUCCUCAAAGUAACCGAGGAGGAGUUCGGUCUCCGUGGCAAAAACUACGUGGCCUUCGCCUGCGAUGUAAGCUUCUUCUCGUACAUCCUCAAGUGCCUCCACAAGGACGAGCACAAGUACGGGAAGCUCUCUCUGGAACAGUUUGCUACCAUGUUCGCCGAUGCAGUGGCGGCGAAAUCGGAUUCUUGCAAGGGCCAAGACGUCAACGCUUUAACUACUACUCUGUUGCAGAAAGCAUAGUGGUUUAGUUUUUAGUUCACUUCAGAAUAUAUUUCAUCCUUGAAUCCAGUCCCUGCAAAUUUUAGAGGGUGGGUUUCAAUGUGGUGUUUUUGAACUUGUCUUUCAAGACUUGUUUCGUAGAUUAAUUGGGUUGUCUAUUGAUAUUUGCUAUGAUUGAUGUCAAAUCUUGUUCAUGACUUUGAUCAAAUUUUAGUGAUCAAUAUUGAGAAUUUGUUUUAUAUAUAUAUUAAUGAAAGAUGGUAAUUCUAGUUC
Lotus japonicus is the source of this 796-nucleotide messenger RNA. Its product is annotated as protein SMALL AUXIN UP-REGULATED RNA 12-like. The transcript has a single exon. Bases 98 to 544 code for a protein of 148 amino acids. Gene Ontology annotation, biological process: response to auxin. The record is from RefSeq and is a predicted model, not a curated record. Lineage: Eukaryota; Viridiplantae; Streptophyta; Magnoliopsida; Fabales; Fabaceae.